AUGAAAGCUGCUACAGAUAUGUAAGCAGUCUUAGAUACAGUUGGCUAAGAGCAUCCAUUUUGGUUAUAGUCUAGAAAUAGAUUAAGUGUCCAACUGAAUCGAUCUAAUUAAAUUCACCUAAAAAAUUAAGAUCCAUCUCUAGUUCAGGACAUUAAGUAUCGCUAUUAUGAAAUUGUUACAAUUCAACAAUUUGGUGAUAUUGUCUUAGGAUAUUUAAAAUUCUACGAGAACAAUUUAUAAAGAAUGCCCUUCUAACUCCCAGAAGGUGAUAUUGGGGAGUGGCAAGACUUUAAUGAAAGUGAAACCAAUUACUAAGCAUAAUCCAUGAUUAAAAUGUAAAUGAAAAAACAAUAUUCUCUCAGAAAAUAAUGGAUAGAAUAAUAACGAAAGGGCAGUCUCAUUAUAGCCAAUCAACAAUAAGCAAGAUCAGCUCAGAGCAUAUAUAUUCCUUUCAAUAAAACUGAUGGAUAUUGUGGUUCUUUCGAUUCUCCAUUAUCCAUGUCCAAUCCAGUCAAUGAAAAUUUAGUAAAUAGCAAACACAGCGUUUAAAAUUCAAAUGGAGAUUCAGAAUAAUUACCUGGAGGUAAGCGACAUACUUAAAAUGCAACAAAAAAUAGAGUAUCUAAUAUAAGAAAAUAAUCCUUGGAUGUCAGCAUUGAUAGUCUGAGAGAGAGCCAUAUUUCUUAAUAACGAAAUAUGAGUAAAGCAAAAUCAAAUCUAAAAACUAAACAACAUGAAUUGAAUAUAGAACAUAUGGAAUAAAGCAUGGUAGAAAAAAAUAGAAAUUGUUGCGGAUCUGAAUGUUGUCAAUUUUGA
Molecule: messenger RNA, 816 nt
Organism: Paramecium tetraurelia
Lineage: Eukaryota; Ciliophora; Oligohymenophorea; Peniculida; Parameciidae
Exons: 3
Source: RefSeq, a predicted model, not a curated record